Moneuplotes crassus is the source of this 3898-nucleotide messenger RNA. The record is from the annotation of a GenBank genome assembly. NCBI's taxonomy places the organism in Eukaryota, Ciliophora, Spirotrichea, Euplotida, Euplotidae.
AUUAAAUUCAUUUUUAAUGUAUUUUGAAGCAAACUCUCGUAGUGGAGGGCAAAAGAGAACCUCUAGUGGCAAAGUAUCUAUAAGCGGUGUAAAAAGAAAUAAAAAAAUUGGAUCUCAUGAUAAAAGCCAUACAGAAAAAGUUUCUGAAACUAAAGAGCAAGAAGAGGACUUCAAAAGAUCCCAAGACUACGAAAAUCUUAGCAAACUUGAUGAUAUGAAAAUUGAGAAGCCAGCUACCCUAGCCUCCGAUGCCGACCACAAAGUCCUCUCCCACUAUAAAGAAAUCAACCCAGCACUUCAAGAAAUCUCGCUUAAGAAUCUGCCGAACGACCUCACCCAGAGAAGAGAAAAACUUGCUGAAAUCCAAACCAAGGCAGAAGCCAACAAAAGAUUUGUAGAAGACAGUCUGGAAGAAAGCAACAAGAAGAUCAAGAAAGGGUUGAAACAUGUGAAGGCAAUUGAUGAAGAGAACCUUGGAGAGCAAGAGAAGUUGGAACAUAGACUGGGAGACCUGAGGAAGGAGAGGACUGAGUUUGAAGUGAGAAGAGUGCAGAAGUUAGGUGGAAUAGUAAAUGAACUAUAUUCAGAGCGUUCUGAGUUAGUAGCCAAGUCUAGCAAGAAAAUGGAGAAGAUAAAAAAAUCUCUCAACGAUUUAGCAAGCGGAAUAAGUCAGAAUAUUAACAUACAAGAUCAACCAGAAACAGUGAAAUUACUUAAAGAUUCUUGAGCUGAACUCCCUCAUCUUCCUCAACACAUUGAUCUUAAUAUAAAGAAUGUGGUAAAGACAGAUUCACCAAAGAAUGUUAAGAAAUUAAUACUUGGGCUUGAAAGCUUAACAAACAAAAGUUCAGCAGAUCUGACAGUGGAAUUGAAAGAUUAUCCAGAAUUUGCAAAUGCUGAAUCAGAUCUGAUUGAAGACGCUUCUCAAAUUGAAGAAAAGAUGAUUGAUCGUAUAAACAAAGCUUUAGAAGAGUUAGAUGAAGAGGCAAAAGAAAUCCCAGAAUCUUCUACUCAUAAUCUCCCACACACCUCACCAAGUCCAAGAAAACCAAGAACCGCUACUGACAAAUCUUUUAAACAAAGUCAACCUAAAACUACAAAGCCAUAUGGGUCUGAAUAUUCAGCUGGUGUUUCUGAAUUCCCAGACGGCAGAUCCAGAAAAGUAAUACGAGAGGCCAUAUUUAGCGAUGUUGAUUUGCUCUCUGACUUAGAAAUUGAUCAAAUACUCCCGGAUAAAUUGAGCAAUGCUUUUGAUAAAUUUGAAAAGAGCAUUGAGAAUGGUGUUAAGAAAGAGUUGAGUAAUAUUCAAAAAGCUCAGGAUCAAAUAAAUAAGAGUCAGAUUGAAGAGCAAAAACAUGAUCCUUCCUUUCAUAGUUCCAGCUUCAAGGCUGAAGGCAAAGAAACAGAAAUAACCCUUAAAAUUUGUAACUUGUGAAAAUUGAUGAGCAAAUAUGAUGAAUUGAUUCUACAGAAAAAAGAAUCAGAACGAAUAAUAGAUGAGGAGAAUGAUGCAUACUAUAAAACAAACAGGAAAAAAUUCUUUAAAGGAUAUGUUGAUGGUUGUGGAUUGUGUUAUUAUACUAACUCAAGGAUAAGAGAGAGUUCCGAGAAGAGAAGAUUAGUGGCAUUAAAAGAUGAGGAUAAAGAGAUGUACAACCAAUUGAGUAAAUUAGUAAAAGAUUUAAAGAAAGCUUUUAAAAAAUUAGUGGAAAGCGAAAUUUUUCAUAAUUCUCAGAAUCCUGGAUUUCUAAAUUUAUUUUCAUGCUAUAAUGAAAAUAUGGAAAUUCUCCAAAGCCAAUCGAAACAACAUAUUCCUUAUGGGGUAACAAAAUUCAAACAAAUACUUUCUAAAUCAAAAACUGAAAACUCUUCUUCAAGUAUUUUACACAAAGAACCAAAGGAGUCUUCUAAAGAAACAAUCUCAGCCGCACUCACAAAAAUUUCCAACCAACUUACCCACGAAAUCUUCCUUCUAAAAUCAAGCAUUUCAGAAUACAUCCAAAAAUCCCAUUCCACAGCCCCAAAACCCCCCUCCCAGUCCUCUUCAGAUCCAGACCCCCAACCCACUGAUUCAUCCUCUCAAUCUCCCAAAACCCAAAAGACCCUUUCUCAACUAACAGCUUGCCUAAAAGCCUGCAAGCAAGGAUUCACCGAUUGUCAAACCCAAAAGAAGAGCUUCAACCGAUUUAUUUCGCAGAAAAUGAAACAGAAAGAGGAAGAUUAUAGGUACCUGAAAAAAGAAUAUGACGAACUUUACCAAAAAGUUGGGAGUACUAAUGAGGAUAAUAGAAAAAGACAAGGAGCUUUGGAAAAGUAUUUUAGGAGUGUUGAUAUGGUUUGUGGAAAAGUUUUAAAAGGGUUUGAGAUAACAUCCACAGCUUUAGGCCAGAAAACAGCCCAUCUUAACGACCUCACUAACAAAAUCACAAAAUUCAAUACAAAAAUAACAUCACAUAACCAAAAAGCAACCGCAGUAAACACCAAAAACCUUGCUCUCAUCACUUCCCUCCAAAAACACAUCGAAACUUUACUCACCGACAAAAACUCAGCCUUCAAAAACCUUCGUUCGCUCACCGUAAAAAUCGCCGAAGCAAUUCCAGAAAACUUAAUUCCCGAGUAUAAAGUUGAUAUCGAUGCUCUUCACAAGCAACUUUCCCAAGAAGAAGCCUCCCUCGCAGCUUCAGUCAAAGAACUAAAACACGAAAUAAAACUCCAUUACAAAAUUACUGAAGAAUCCAAUAAAAGAAAGGACAUAGAGAUGGAAGAAGUCAUGGUACAGAGAGCCAAAUGCGAUUUAUUAGAGUUUGUUAAUCAAGAGGUAGCCCAAGAAGUAAAGGAUGUUGAAGAUGAAAUUGACAGAUUGGGAAUAAGAGAGAGGGCAAACGAAGGAGGGAAAGUGAAGGGCUGUAAUGGAUGCACAGUGGUUUAUAAGAAUAUUAGUGAACUGAAAAAUUUGUCUGCAAGUGCUAUUGUAGUACCAAUUAAUGAACAGCUUAGGGUUAAUAAUAUUGCAAAUGAGUAUAGUGGUCUUGAUUUGAAGAAUAAUGACCAUUUUAAGGAUAAGUGAGAUAAAUUUAAGAAAGAGAAUUAUCGUUUGAGAACUGGAUUAUCUACUGUAUUUGAAGCUAAGAAAAUGAAGGCUGAUAAUGUUAUUAUUGCUGCAUGCCCAAUUAUCAACAACACUAAAGGAUUUUCUAAGCAAUUGAUGCAAAAAGUUAUUUUAGGAAUUUUAGACAAAAUUAUCGAUUACGACUUUAAAUCGAUAAUCAUCCCCACGUUCUCCAACAGCAUCUCAAAUUUCCCAGACAAUAUAUUCAAAAAGUUAAUAAAAGAGGAAAUAUUAAAAUUCACAGAACAAAAUUCUGAGAUGCAGGAUAAAGAGAUUAUUUUAUGUUUAAGAUCUGCAAAGGAUGGAGGCUAUAUUGAAGGAAAAGAAGAUGAAAUAGAUCAAGAAGAAACCAAAGAAGAAACCAAGGAAGAGAGUGAAAAUGACAAUCCAGAAGAUUUAAAAAAGAAGAUACAAAAAGUGAAAGAAAGAAAAAAUGAAAUAAAACAACAAUAUAAUGAAUUAUGAAGUGAUUUCAAUGAAUUGAAAGAAAAGAAUGAACAACUAGAGAAAGACAAAAGGGAAGCCAUAAACCAAUUAUUUGAAAUUACAAGAGAUGACAAAUAUUAUCAAGAGUCUAAUGAAGAAUAUAAAAGUGCGAGUAAUGACUCAAAUGAAGAAUGUGAAGAAGAAGCACUCUCUAGACAUAAUUCGAUGCCUUGCAGUAAGAAGAAAGCAAGAAAUAUAAAUGAUUCCUCAUCAGGAUCAUCUAGAAAGAGAGAAAAGAAAUCUAAGAAAGAGAAAAAAGAGAAGAAUAAGUUGAAAGAAAAGUAUGGUUGCGAAUAAUUCAAU